GUAUCUCCCUUUAUAAUGCCCGUGUGUCUUCUGUCCUGGGCUCAGUCAUUGUGCUUGUUGGAGUGUUACCUUGUAUUUCAUCGUGUCUUGUACCCUGAGUGUGAUUCCUGUUUUCCUGUUCAUGAAGUUCUUGUCAGUCUAGUAAGUGUUCAGUUUAGUUUGUCUAGUGUGUUUAUCCCAGUUUAUUGUUAGUUAGUCUACGUCCAGUUAUUAUUCUUGUGAGUUGUUAUACCCCAUUGUGGGUCUUUGUUUUUUUGUUUUUUAUAAUAAAUAUUCUUGUUGUUACCCCUGAACGCUGCCUGAAAUUGGGUUCUUCCACAACUUACUUGACAGUAACAUAACAAAAUGUGGAAAAAGUGAAGCGCUGUGAAUACUUUCCGGAUGCACUGUAUAUUGCAGGUGAUUAUUGUUACAAACAAGAUGUCUAAAGGUUUGUCCAUUGGUAUUGAUCUGGGAACCUCUUACUCCUGUGUGGGGGUGUUCCAGCACGGCAAGGUGGAGAUCAUCGCUAAUGAUCAAGGAAACAGAACCACUCCUAGCUACGUUCCCUUCACAGACACAGAAGGACUCAUUGGAGACGCCGCCAAGAAUCAGGUUGCCAUGAACCCAAAUAACACCAUAUUUGAUGUCAAGCGUCUGAUCGGUAGAAAGUUUGACGAUCCCGUGGUCCAGUCCGACAUGAAGCUCUGGCCGUUUAAGGUCAUCAAACAGGAUGGUAAACCAAAAGUUGAAGUGGAGUACAAAGGGGAAACGUAAACAUUCUACUCUGAGGAAAUCUCAUCCAUGGUCCUGGUCAAAAUGAGAGAAAUUGGCGAAGCCUACCUGGGUCAGAAGGUUAAUAAUGCUGUCAUUACAGUCCCAGUGUAUUUCAAAGAUUAGCAGUGGCAAGCAACCGAAGACACCAGGGUAAUCGCUAGUUUGAACGUGCUGAGAAUUCUCAAUGAGCCCACAGCGGCCGCCAUCGCUUAUGGCUUGGACAAAGGCAGUAGAGGAGAGAGAAAUGUCCUGAUCUUUGACCUGGGUGGCGGCACCUUUGACGUAUCCAUCUUGACGAUCGAGGAUGGAAUCUUUGAAGUAAAGGCCAUGGCAGGGGACACCCACCUGGGAGGGGAGGACUUUGACAAACGGAUGGUAAACCACUUUGUUGAGGAGUUUAAGAGGAAUCACAAGAAGGACAUAAGAGAGCGUGAGGAGGCCUGCGAAAGAGCUAAAAGAACCCUCUCAUAUAGCACUCAAACCAGCAUCGAGAUCGAUUCCCUGUUUGAAGGCAUCGAUUUUGAAGAGCAUUACUCGGAGCUCUUCAGAGGCACGCUAGAGAAGGCAUUGAGAGAUGCUAAAAUGGACAAGUCCCAAAUUCACGAUAUCGUUCUGGUCGGCGGCUCCACCAGGAUCCCCAAGAUCCAGAAGCUUUUGCAAGACUUUAACGGCAGAGACCUCAACAAGAAUCAAGACUUGUUGCUUCUCGAAGUGGCUCCGUUGUCACUAGGUAUUGAGACCGCUGGAGGAGUCAUGAUUGCGCUCAUCAAACGCAACACCACCAUCCCCACCAAGCAGACACAGAUAUUCUCCACCUAUUCUGACAACCAGCCAGGUGUCUUGAUUCAGGUGUUCGAGGGUGAGAGAGCCAUGACCAAAGAUAACAAUUUGCUUGGCAAGUUUGACCUCACAGGUAUCCCCCCUGCACCACGAGGCAUGCCUCAGAUCGAGGUGACAUUUGACAUUGAUGCAAAUGGCAUACUCAAUGUAUCCGCUGUGGACAAGAGCACCGGAGAAGAGAAUACAAUAACUAUCACCAACGACAAAGGUAGAUUCAGCGAAGAGGAGAUUGAACGGAUGGUGCAGGAUGCAGAAAUAGCAGAUGACGAUGCACAAAGGGAGAAGAUCGCGGCGAAGAACAAUCUGGAGUCUUAUGCCUUUAACGUGAAGAACAGCAUUGAAGAUGAAAAGUUGAAAGGAAAGAUUAGUGAAGAUGAGAAGAAGAAGGUUAUUGAUAAGUGUAAGGAGGUUAUCACUUGUUUGGAGAACAAUCAGCUGGCAUAAAAGGAAGAGUAUGAACAUCAUCAGAAGGAACUGGAAAGUGUGUGUAAUCCAAUCAUCACUCACACAAGGAGGAGUUCCCCCCACAGGCGGCUGUGGGUUCCAAGCACAGUCUGAGUCUGCACUGCCCAGGACCCUUCUGUCAGACUUCUGAAGUUCGCAGACGACACCACACUCAUUGGCCUCAUCCAGGAUGGUGAUGAGUCUGCGUACAGACAGGAGGCUGAGCAGCUGGCUGUCUGGUGCAGUCAUAACAACUUGGAGCUGAACACACUUAAAACAGUGGAGACGAUUGUGGACUUCAGGAGAAACCCCCCUGCACUCCCCCCUCUCACCAUCAUGAACAGCACUGUGGCAGCAGUGGAGUCAUUCAGGUUCCUGGGCACCACCAUCUCUCAGAACUGAAGUGGGACAAUCACAUUGGCUCCAUUGCUAAAAAAUCCCAGCAAAGGUUCAACCUACCACAAACUCUAUUAAAACAGUUUUACUCAGCUAACAUAGAGUCUGUCCUCUGCACAUCCAUCACUGUCUGGUUUGGCUCAGCCAAAAAGUCAGACAUCAGAAGACUACAGAGGACGGUUCGGACUGCUGAGAAGAUCAUUGGUGCUCCCCUGCCCAACCUCCAAGAACUGUAUACAUCCAAAGUGAGGAAAAGGGCUCAGAAAAUCACCCUGGACCUCUCACAUCCAAGCCAUCAGCUCUUUACAAUGCUGCCGUCUGGUCGGCGCUAUAGAGCACUGCGCACCAAAACAACCAGACACAAAAACAGCUUCUUCCCUCAGGCCAUCUACCUCUUGAACAGUGAAAUGUUUUUACACACCGUGCAAUUAAUAACUCUGUGCAAUAAUAAUUAAGUGCAAUAUUAAUUAUAUCCUCCAGAUAAUACACUAUCUAUUUUUAUACAACUUUUUCUGUAAAUUAUAUUUCAUUCAUUCUGCUGUAUAUAGCACAUACCUUGUACUACAAUAGUCUAUUCUUAUUUUUUACUUGUACAUAUUUACAUACAUACAUAGCUUAACACUCUCUAUAUCUUUAUCUUAUGUUUAUUGUAUUGUAUUUCUUAAUUUUUUAUACCCAUAGGCCCUUAUUUAAAUCAUUGUGUACUGUAUUCUAUUGUGUUAUGGUCUCUGUGUACUGUUGUUGCUAUUUCUGUGUUCUGGAUGCUCCUGUCACCAAAACAAAUUCCUUGUAUGUGCAAACAUACUUGGCAAUAAAGCUCUUUCUGAUUCUGAUUCUGAAUCACAGGGUCCCACUAUUGAAGAAGUGGAUUAAAGAAAGAGACAAUUCUGCCUUGUUUUUAUCGUAUCUGCCUUACAAUAGUGAAGUAUUAAAUUAUGUUAAAAAUAUGGUUACCCUACUUCAUGACACUAUUAGGUUUUUAUGUGCAAUAUUACAUUUUUAUCUUUGUCAAAUGUUCCUGAAUGUAAACAGGUGUCUCACCUUUCU
Messenger RNA from Triplophysa rosa, 3483 nucleotides. RefSeq names its product heat shock protein family A (Hsp70) member 1B (gene hspa1b). Gene Ontology annotation, cellular component: blood microparticle; cytoplasm; vesicle. Lineage: Eukaryota; Metazoa; Chordata; Actinopteri; Cypriniformes; Nemacheilidae. The record is from RefSeq and is a predicted model, not a curated record. Gene Ontology annotation, molecular function: ATP-dependent protein folding chaperone; misfolded protein binding; ATP hydrolysis activity. Gene Ontology annotation, biological process: protein refolding; cellular response to unfolded protein.